CCGGAGAGUCGCCAGUAGACAUGGGUGUUUUAGUGCAAACAGUCGUUUUACUGGUGGCCGCCACUUUUGUGUUCGGUUCACCGUUUGUCAACGAUCUACAGCCCGGACAAGAAUGGCCAGAACGUAGCUCGGUUAAACAACCAUCCGAUCCAGUGCCUGGUGAACCAGAAGAAUUAAUCACUAAAGAAUUAUUACAAAAUGGCGACAAUACCGGAGAAAAUAUAGUAGUAGUAGAAGCUGAGAAAGAAUUGCAGAAAGAUGUGGAAGAAUCAACUUCUGAUGUCGAAAAUGGUAGCGUAGUUGAAUCUGAAACUGCCGCAACUAAAGCAGCUGAGGACAAGAAUAAAAUAUCGCAGAAAGUAGUUGAAUCCGAAGCUACCGUAAUUAAAGCAGCAGACGAAAAGGAUGAAAUAUCGCAGAAAGUAGAUUACACCGGUGCCCAAGUUUGGAAAGUGUCUGCAAAUAAAACGGGUUCCCGUGUGGUCCUUUCAAGGCUAAGACGCAAAAACUUAAUUUCGCCAUGGGGGAGUAACGGUACUGUUAUCGACGUGUUGGUGAAACCGAACGCAAUUGGCAAUGUUACUCAAAUAUUAAAAAGAGAAAAUAUUCCAUUCACUGUUUCUAUAGAAAAUUUGCAAAAAAUGAUAGAUGAAGAAAACCCGCCUUUAGAUGAAAAUGAAGCAGAACUCCAAGACCGACGUGGACACCGCAUGAACUGGAAACAGUAUCACCGUCUAGAAGAUAUAUAUGGAUUUAUGGACUAUCUCGCCAAAACGUACCCUGCUAUCGUUAGCGUUAAAUCGAUAGGAGCAUCUUAUGAGGGACGAGAUUUGAAGGUUCUGCGUAUAUCAAAUGGUAAAUCAACAAACAAAGCUGUAUUUAUCGACGGCGGAAUUCAUGCCCGAGAGUGGAUCAGCCCUGCGACCGUCACCUAUUUCAUUAACCAAUUCGCGGAAAAUUUCGACGUUGAAUCCGACGACAUCAAAAAUAUUGACUGGUAUUUCUUGCCUGUAGUAAACCCUGAUGGUUAUGAAUUCACUCACGUUGGUGACCGUCUUUGGCGUAAAAAUAGAAGGAUUCCAUUCACUGGGAGAGCAUGCUCUGGAACUGAUCUAAACAGAAACUUUGGAUACAGAUGGGGUGGUAAAGGAACCUCAAACAAUCCAUGCAGUGAUAUCUACCGAGGAACAAAGGCAUUUUCAGAACCAGAAACAAAAGCUUUAUCUGACUUCAUCACUAAUAGUGGUGCAAACUUUACAGCAUAUUUGACAUACCACAGUUAUGGACAGUACCUACUUUAUCCAUGGGGUUAUGAUAAUGUUGUCCCACCUGAUUACAAAGAUCUAAAUGCUGUUGGAAAUAGAAUGGCCGAAGCAAUAAAAAGUACCAGUGGAUACCAAUAUCAAGUGGGAUCAUCAAGUAAACUUCUUUAUCCAGCAUCAGGUGGCUCAGAUGACUGGGCUAAAGCAAAAGGCAUAAAAUAUGCAUAUACUGUAGAACUCUCUGAUACUGGGCGUUAUGGCUUUGUGCUACCAACAACCUUUAUAGAACCAGUGGCUAAAGGAUCUCUUGCUGGUGUAAGAGUACUAGCAAAGCAAAUUAACAAAGAGUACUGAAAUUAUAUGCCAUUAAAUUAUUAUAUUUAGUUAAAUAAACUAUUUAAUUUAUUUUAUGUAAUAUGAUUAAUGAUAAUUAAUAAAGAUUUUUCUCAAUUCAAUUUGUCUAUAUUUU
This is a messenger RNA of Diatraea saccharalis (sugarcane borer), 1731 nucleotides long. Lineage: Eukaryota; Metazoa; Arthropoda; Insecta; Lepidoptera; Crambidae. The record is from the annotation of a GenBank genome assembly.